Messenger RNA from Glycine soja, 1385 nucleotides. RefSeq names its product cinnamoyl-CoA reductase 2-like. The coding region runs from base 108 to 1124 and encodes 338 amino acids. The transcript has 5 exons. The record is from RefSeq and is a predicted model, not a curated record. NCBI's taxonomy places the organism in Eukaryota, Viridiplantae, Streptophyta, Magnoliopsida, Fabales, Fabaceae. Gene Ontology annotation, molecular function: oxidoreductase activity, acting on the CH-OH group of donors, NAD or NADP as acceptor.
CACAGCAUAUUUCCGUCAGCAUUAGCAUCCAUCUCUGAUCUCACUCACCAUUCACCAACCUGCUUCUCUGUUCUCUUCUUUCCCUUCCCAAGAAGAAGAAGAAGAAGAUGCCUUCUUCAGAAUCAUCAACAGGCUUCUCCGAAACCAUUUGUGUGACCGGCGCUGGUGGCUUCAUCGCCUCUUGGAUGGUCAAACUCCUCUUGGAGAAAGGCUACACUGUCCGAGGAACCCUCAGAAACCCAGAUGAUCCCAAGAACGGGCACUUAAAAGAGUUUGAAGGAGCUUCCCAGAGACUAACUCUGCAUAAGGUUGACCUCCUUCAUCUUGACUCCGUUAGAUCUGUUAUUAACGGCUGUCAUGGUGUCUUUCACACUGCUUCUCCCGUCACCGAUAACCCCGAAGAAAUGGUGGAGCCUGCGGUGAAUGGAGCUAAGAAUGUGAUCAUAGCAGCUGCAGAGGCUAAAGUUAGACGCGUGGUGUUCACCUCAUCCAUUGGUGCCGUUUACAUGGACCCCAAAAGGAGCAUCGAUUUGGUGGUUGACGAGUCCUGUUGGAGUGAUUUAGAAUUUUGCAAGAACACCAAGAAUUGGUAUUGCUAUGGGAAGGCUGUGGCUGAAGAAGCGGCAUGGGACACAGCAAAAGAGAAAGGGGUGGACAUGGUUGUAGUGAACCCAGUUUUGGUACUUGGACCAUUACUGCAACCCAGCAUAAAUGCUAGUACAAUUCACAUCCUCAAGUACCUCACUGGCUCUGCUAAGACCUAUGCAAAUGCCACACAGGCGUAUGUUCAUGUUAGGGACGUGGCAUUGGCCCACAUACUUGUUUAUGAGAAGCCUUCUGCCUCUGGUAGAUACAUAUGUGCCGAAAGCUCUCUCCACCGUGGAGAAUUAGUUGAAAUUCUCGCCAAGUAUUUCCCCGACUACCCAGUUCCCACCAAGUGUUCAGAUGAAAAGAAUCCGAGAGCAAAACCCUACACUUUUUCAAAUCAAAAACUGAAAGAUUUGGGAUUGGAAUUCACCCCAGUGAGUCAGUGUUUAUAUGAAACCGUCAAGAACCUGCAGGAGAAAGGGCACCUUCCUGUUCCUGCAAGGCAGCAGGAAGAUUCAACUACUGUGAAACCUUAAACGAGCUAUCCCUUUUUAUCUAAUUUGUCAACAAACAAGAAGCUGCAGCUUUUGGCAAUCUGGGCUCAUCUUAUAUUAUUAUAGAGAAUCCUACAUUAGAAGAUUUCUGUAUUUGGAUUUCGUAAAAAAAAAAAAGACAUCGACCAAAUUGUUGCCGUGUAUGAACUUGAUAAUAUUAGUGGAAUUUAUUCCUCUUGUUGAGUUGAAUUAUUCUGCUCCUCAAGCUCUUUUAUCUAUCUUAAAAGAAAUUGUAUUCUUUAA